CGCUUAAUUAGGCAACGCUCAAGUGAGGAGACGAGCACUCGCCUUGCGCCUAACGCCUUUUUGAAUCUUGCCCGGGUGAACUCUUCUCUCAUUGGGACAACCUCGAUUUACUUUACUUGCUUGUUUUCAUUUGUAGUAUUCUUAGCUUUAAACCCAAAAACAUUUGCUAGAUAACAAACUAAGCAAUUGAAGUAGGGGUACAUGGACCCGCCCAGGUUUGACAAUUAAAACAUAUAUGCCCUAUAAUGCACACGGCUAGAGUUUAUGCUUGAGCUCUAGUUAGGGUUUAAAUCGUGGUGUAUCUGUGGUGAGUCAGGAGGCAACGAAAAUCUCCGUUGAUGCCGACGAGGACGAUCCAUCCUUCCUGGCCACCAAAGUAACGGUUCUCUGCCCCGACAUUACCAAGCUCUCCAUUCCGUUUCCCCAGGAAUUCUUACCAUAAAGAAUCCGACCCUAACUCUUGUCAGUCAACACCAAUCGACAUCCCGACUCUUAGCGUCGAUUCCCUUGCAAUUGGUGAGAAAGAAAUAGGAUCGGGGUUCCCUAGCAAUGGUUUCGCCCCACAGGCUCAACAAUCGACUUAAAGUUUAGGGUCCCGAUGCAAGUGGAGGCCAAGAGAGGCAUGAAAACCAUGCGAUUCCUCGGUGAAACGCAUACAACGUUGUAGAUGCUGUAUCGAUUCCAUUCAUCAACCGACCCCUUCGAAUCCCAGUACCACUACCCUCGGCUUCUCGCAGCCUCUAGUGGGCCCAAGUCUCUGCAGUAGGUCGGAGACUGCAAUAGAAGCGGCAAAGGACAAUUGUCGACGACAGGGAGGCAGCGAUGCCUGUGCUGAAGUUUCCAUGCGAGGUAAGCAGAAGAGACUCAAACGCUACACCGACGGUGGGUAUGGUUUUGAGUGGCGAAGGCAAGGCGACCAAGAUUUGGCGAUGGCAGACGUUUGGGUUAGGGUCCGAAAUCAGGCCAUGAUUGAUAUGAAAAGUAAAAUAUUAAUUUUUAUUAUUUUUUAAUUGCCAUGUUACUCAUUUAAUAGUCAACUAUUAAAGUUGACUGCCACGCCAGAAAAAUUUAAUUGAGACUAAUAGAGAGUGCCUUGAACCGUUGAACCAAUUUAAUUAACAAGGGAUGAAAUAAAAUAAUUUUAAUGGCAAAGGUUAAAUAAUUUUAGUGACAAAACUUGUAAUUUACCCAACAAGUUUUCACGAUCUACGGAUACCACGUAACCGUAAAAAAUGACAAAAUGUGAACAAGGAAAUCCCAAACCACCACGCCACGAGUAAGACCGGCGCUGGCUUCGCUAGCUAGCCAACUACUAUAGCCUAUGCCCGUGCGGCGAAACGGAGGCGGUUACUGGUUUGAGCGAAAUCGAAGCAUCUGCACGAAAUUAGUGCAAAGGCGAAACUGGAAAGUGAUAGCUCUGGGUUGAGGCGGUGUUUGCGCUUCUGCUGCCUGGAUUGGCUCUUGCGCUUUCGUCAUUCUCCUCUCCGCGACGGCGACAUGGAAGUCGAUUCGCCUCCUGAUCCUAUCCCGCUCAACCCUCGUUAUAGGGUUGUCGAGAGGCUUGCGCAGUUUGGUGUGCCUGACGAGAAUCUGAAGAAGCUGUUCCCUGGUUUAGUGGCGUUUGUGGCUGAUAAACGGCCGCGUUUAGCGAGCUUAGUGUCUGCUAUCUUGCCCACUGAUGAGGAAGUGGAGGAGAUAGUUCAAAAAUCCAAGGCCGGUUCGAAGAAGGUAGUGAGCCCGACAAUGAGAAAUCGUUUUAAGGAAUGCACGAAUUGGUUGCAGUGGCUGAUGUUCUUGGGCGACCCUGCUGUUGCCCUAUUAAACUUGUCUAGGUUGAGUUCAGGACGUGGUGUCUGUGGGGCUGUUUGGGGUACUAAUGAUAUAGCCUAUAGGUGCCGUACUUGUGAACAUGAUCCAACUUGUGCCAUUUGUGUUCCGUGUUUUCAAAAUGGUAAACACGAGGAUCAUGAUUAUUCAAUAAUCUAUACUGGUGGAGGUUGUUGUGAUUGUGGAGAUGCAACCGCUUGGAAACGGGAGGGAUUUUGCACUACACAUAAAGGUGCUGAACAGAUACAGACCCUUCCACAGGAGUAUGCUACCUCUGUAGGACCAGUACUUGAUGCCUUGCUUGGGUUCUGGAAGAAUAAGUUAAUUGUUGUGCAGUGUAUCUCCCAGGAGAACUCCAGUGAUCGUCUGACCGUUUGCAUUAAGUAUGCUACUGAGCUAACGAAUUGGGUGGUUGAGAUGCUGCUAGACUUCUGCAAGUACAGUGAAAGUUUGCUUAGUUUUGUUUCCAGAAGGGUGACUGCUUUGGAUGGCUUGUUGGAGAUCCUAGUAAGGUCAGAGAGUUCAUUGGGUGAGAGUGUUUCAAGGAAGCUUCAUGAAUUGCUUCUUAAAUUAUUAGGAGAGCCCACCUUCAAAUAUGAGUUUGCCAAAGUAUUUCUCAGCUAUUACCCGUUUGUUGUAAAUGAAGUAAUUAAAGAUGGCACAGAGAAUGGUCUCAAGAAGUAUCCACUAUUAUCGAAAUUCUCUGUUCAGAUCUUUACAGUGCCCACUCUAACCCCUCGACUUGUAAAGGAGAUGAACCUUCUUGCUAUACUGCUGCGGUGCUUGAGGGACAUUUUUUCUCAUUGUGCUGGAGAGGAUGGCUGUCUACAGAUCUCCAAGUGGGGAAACCUGUACGAGAUUACCAUUCGUGUGGUCGACGAUAUUCGUUUUGUUAUGAGCCACAGCGUUGUCCCAAAGUACGUAACCUAUGAACGGAGAGACAUCCUGAGAACUUGGAUGCAACUUUUGUCUUUCUUGCAAGGAAUGAGUUCUCUAAAGAGAGAAACUGGCAUCCAUGUAGAAGAAGAUGGUGACAAUGCAAACUUAUCUUUUUGUUUGGGCCAUUCUAUUGCAAACAUUCAUUCCCUUUUAGUGGGUGGAGCAUUUACUGGCAACGAAGAGGCUGAUGAAGAUUUCUUUUCAAAGAUGAAUGCACAUGAUGUGGAUGAAGGAGAUAGCCUUAGGCAUGCGAAAGUGGGAAGGCUACUGCAGGAAAGUUCUGUAUCUAGUGCAACCGGGAGGAACUCUUCAAGUGGUUCGUCAGCAACGCACGAUAAUAUCGAAUUGGACUCUGUCUCUCAUUCUCCUAUUCCUUCAGCUGUCACAUGGAUGUCCCAUGAGUGUUUGAAAGCAAUCGAGAGCUGGCUGGAGGCUGAUAAUUCUUCAAGCUCUCUAAUAUCUCAGAAUGCUAGCGGUAUUGCUGACAGCAACUUUGUAGCUUUGAAAAGAACAUUAUCUAAGAUUAAGAGAGGUAAGUAUAUUUUUGGACUUAGUUCAAGUGAGGAUAGAAAUAGGCACGGUGGUUCUCCUACACAUAGUCUCAUGACUGCAGACUUGGAAGAUGUUAGGGGUACUGCCCUGAACUGUAGAGCAAGUCCUGAUUCUGCAGGUCUUGAUAGUCCUAUUGGAGGAAAUGGUUCGUCGGAUUUAGAUGCUCUGCGGGUUCUCAGUUCAUCAGAGUGGCCUAACAUAGUUUUUGAUGUUAGUUCGCAGCCUGUGUCAGUUCACAUUUAUUUACAUCGGUUACUUGCCCUCCUUUUGAAAAGAUCGCUGAGAAGGUCAUAUGGUGAGUCUGAUGUGGGUAACCUUAUGGCAUCUGCAAUCCCCAAAGAUUUCUUUGGGUCUGUCCUUAGGGGCUACCACCCCUUUGGUUUCUCUGCCUUUGUUAUGGAGCAUCCUUUGCGUAACAGGGUAUUCUGUGCCCAAGUUCAGGCUGGAAUGUGGAGGAAGAAUGGUGAUGCUGCUAUUAUGUCCUGUGAGUGGUAUCGAUCAGUUCGCUGGUCUGAGCAGGGUCUGGAACUUGAUCUAUUUCUUCUUCAGUGCUGUGCUGCGUUGGCCCCCGCUGACUUUUUUGUUACCAGAAUAGUUGAGCGAUUUGGUCUGUCAGAAUACUUAUCUUUGAAUCCUGAAAUGUCGAACGAGUAUGAACCUGUCUUGGUGCAAUCUAUGCUGACUCUUAUCAUACAAAUUAUCCAAGAAAGACAUUUUUCUGGGCUGACUACCGCUGAGAAUCUGAAAAGAGAGUUGGUUCAUAGGUUAGCCAUCGGAGAUGCCACUCACAGUCAACUGGUGAAGUCUUUGCCCCGUGACCUCUCCAAGUCUGACCAGCUUCAGGAGAUCCUAGAUGCAGUUGCUGUGUAUUCUAAUCCAUCCGGUGUUAAUCAGGGUAUGUAUUCUCUGCGUUCUUCGUUCUGGAAAGAGUUAGACCUGUACCAUCCUCGGUGGAGCUCAAGAGAGUUGCAAGUUGCUGAAGAAAGAUACUUGCGCUAUUGUAAUGUCUCUGCAUUGACUACUCAGUUACCCAGAUGGAAAAAGAUCUAUCCUCCUCUCCAGGGCGUGGCCAGAGUUGGUACCUGUAAAGUUGUCCUUCAAAUCAUCCGUGCUGUGUUAUUUUAUGCUGUAUUUUCUGAUAAGAUAAAAGAGAAUCGCGCUCCAGACGGUGUUCUUUUGGCUGCGCUGCAUUUACUGAUGUUGUCAUUGGAUGCCUGUUGUCAGCUGACUGUAUCAAAGGACACAUUAUCGGACUUGGGAGAUCCCAUCCCCUUAAUUAAAUUUUCUGGUGAAGCAGUCAAUGAUUCCGUACUUUAUGAUGCUGGCGAACAGAGUUUACUUUCACUUCUUGUCUCACUAAUGAGGAUGAACAGACGAGAGAACUUAAAUGGCUUCUUUCAAGCUGACAGUUGUGACAUUGCUUCUCUGAUUGACAAUAUUCUGAAGAGAUUUGCCGAGAUGGAUUGCAGAUGCAUGACAUUACUUCAACAGCUUGCACCUGAAGUGGUUGUUCAGUUUUCACAGCCAAUGCAACUGUGCGACACAAAUAUGCCAAACUUAGAAUCUGACCAUGAGAAACGGAAAGCCAAAGCUCGAGAGCAACAGGCCGCUAUAAUGGCAAAAAUGAAGGCGGAGCAAUCCAAGUUCUUGUCAAGCAUUAAUUCUACCAUCCUUGAUGAUUCAAAAUCUGAAUCGGAAGAAAGCAACUCUGAUGGUGAACACUACUUCAAAGAUCUGGCGCAGGAUGUUUGCUCUCUUUGUCAUGAUCCUGACUCCAAGGAUCCCUUAUCUUUCUUGGUUCUUCUUCAGAAAUCAAGGCUUUUGAGCAUUAUCAAUAGAGGGACACCCUCAUGGGAUAAAGCUUGGCAGUUGGAUAUAGAGCAUUUGUCAGAAAUCAAUAAAGUGACAGGUCAAUCUGGAGUUACCUCCUCCAAUGCUUCAGCAUCCUCUCAGUUGUUGCAGUUUGUACAGAAUAUUGUAAAUGAGUUCUCUCGUUAUGGGAAACCUGGGGAAGUUAACAAUGUUUUGAAAAUCCUGAAGUCUCAAUUCCCGUCACUAGAAAAUGCUGAAGUUUCCUGGACAUUCAAGGAUGGGAAUGAUGAGAACAUUUACACCCUUGAGAUGUGGGAAGACGACUUGUAUUUGUCCAUCAGAAAGGAAGUUCUAGAAUCCAGUCUUGAGUUGGGAAUGGCAAAUGAUUAUUCUCAUGCAGAUGGAGAUCAGCCAAAUGACUACAAGAUCACUGACUCACUGUUCAUUGGCAAAUAUGUGGCUGCACUUUCUUCUGAAAUGAUUGAACAGCCAUCACCUUCUGAAAGUGCCCAUCAUGAUGAGAUGCAGGGGGAAUCUACUUCACAACCUUCUGCAUAUGAUGGAUUUGGCCCGGUAGGUUGUGAUGGGAUCCAUUUGUCUUCCUGUGGCCAUGCAGUGCAUCAGUCAUGUCUUGAUCGAUAUUUAUCAUCAUUAAGGGAGAGGUACAUUAGGAGAAUUGCAAUUGAAGGAGGGCAUAUUGUUAACCCAGAUAAGGGAGAAUUUCUGUGCCCUGUCUGCCGCCGGCUUGCAAACUCUGUUUUGCCUUCCUUUCCUGGAAAUUUCCGGAAGGGUGGGAAGCCCAUGGUUUCACCUGUCAAUUUAUCAAACGAUAGGGAGGCAUUUUUGCUAAUGAAAGGAUUUGCUCUCUUGCAAUCUGCUGCAAACAUUAGUCGAAAUAGAAAUAUCUUGAGAACUGUUCCACUGAACAUAAACAGAAGGGCCGCGCCAAAUCUGGACUUUGUCUGUCGAAUGCUCUGUAAAUUGUAUUUCCCAAACAGACAGGAGAAGUUCUUAGGAACAUCAGGGGUAAAUGAGUCUAUGAUCAUGUGGGACACACUGAAGUACUCUCUCAUUACUAUGGAGAUUUCAGCUCGUUCUGGAAAAGAGUCUACUAUGCCAACAUAUACCCUUGACUCCUUAUAUAAGGAACUCAAUUCGUCUAGUGGGUUUACAUUAUCGAUGCUGCUGAAGAUUGUGCAAUUUGUGCGUAGUAAUAAUGUCCUUCGUGUACUUCAAAGAUACAGAGGCAUUCAGCUCUUUGGAGACUCUAUUUGCUUGGGUGCCUUCAAGAAAUCUGGUGACAGCACCGAACGACAUGCAGGUGACUUAUUAUGGAAGCAACUUGAUAAAGAAGUAUUAUUUCCUGAUGUUCCAUUCUGGAAUCGAGCAGCUGAUCCCAUUAUUGCUCAUGAUCCUUUCUCAUCUUUAAUGUGGGUUCUGUUUUGUCUUCCACAACAAUUUUUCUCUUGUGAAGACUCACUGCUGUACCUAGUACAUGUCUUCUAUUCUGUUGCUGUGAUUCAGGCAAUAAUUACAUAUUGCGGAUUAAAAGACUCCAAAUAUGAUGGCUUGGACUAUGGUGAUUCCCUGAUAACCGACAUACUCAACAUUCUAAGGGAGUCUGGAUGGGUACGGCAAUAUUUUGUUUCGACCGGUGUAGAUUCGUCUGGUGACAUCAUGGUUGUUAUUCGUAGAUUGAGUUUCCCCUUUUUGAGGAGAUGUGCAUUACUGUGGAAGUUACUGAGGACUUCUGUCUCAGCACCAUUCUGCAGUAGGGAGGAGAGAUUAUUCUCUAAUCAUGUCGACCAGGUAGCAGACAUGGAGACCGACUUUGCUGAGAUCAAUGAAGUUGAAAAUUUGGAAAAGCUAUUCAAGAUUCCACCGUUGGAUAUUAUUCUAAAAGAUCAUGCUCUUCGAGAUAUAGCUAUGAAGUGGUGCAAUCAUUUCUGCUUUGACUACAGAACACGAAGCUUUAAGGGCAAUCUACAUUUGGCACCUGCAGUGCCAUUUAGGUUAAUGCACCUCCCUCGUGUUUACCAGGAUCUGCUGCAGAGGUACAUUAAACAGACUUGUGCUACCUGCAAGAGUGUUGUUCUUGAGGAGCCUGCACUUUGUUUGCUUUGUGGUAGAUUAUGCUCUCCAAACUGGAAGACAUGCUGCAGUGAGACCAAAACCCAAAUUCAUGCAGCGACUUGUGGUGCUGGUACAGGUGUAUUCCUACUGAUUAAGAGAACAACAAUUCUCUUACAAAGAUGUGCUCGGCAAGCUCCUUGGCCUUCCCCAUACUUGGAUGCUUUUGGUGAAGAGGAUGUAGAGAUGCAGAGAGGAAAGCCUCUGUACCUUAACGAGGAGCGUUAUGCUGCAUUAAGUCAAAUGGUUGCUUCUCAUGGCCUUGAUCGAAGCUCUAGGGUUCUUGGUCAAACCACCAUUGGAACCUUUUUUGUGGUGUAGCUGGUCCAAGAAUUGCACAUUCUCCUCUGGUGGGCAGGGCGAGUUGGUCGACCUUGAGCGUGUAUAGUUAAAGGGGGAAGGGGCACAUGAAGAGACCCUUAGCAGCUAUCCGUAUGAAAGAAAUUAUGCUUCCCUAAUGCCAGAUUGAUGGUCGAUAGGUUAUAACAGACAGGAGACGAAGCGUUUAUGAUAUCAUCAGUAUUAGUGGACUUCGCCAUUCACCGGUCUUUUUUCUUACGAAUGUAUGAAUAUAUCGGGUCGGAUUUCUCUGCCUUUUCUUUCUUAUUUCUCUUGUUGCAUUUUGCCCUUUCAUUAUCCUUUUGGUGUUGUCUCUCUUCUUAAUCGCCCUCUUGUGUAUAGAACUUGGAAGCUGUGCCCCAAUCGAUAAACUGUAUCCCUUAUAAGUUGUGAAUGCUAGAUAGUUUUUCCCUAUAUCUAAAGUAUAUGGGCUUCUGUGCCUCAACUGUAGGGCUGUUAAUGAACCAAGCCGCCUCGAGAAAAACUCGCUCGACACUCGAUGCGUAUUAAUCGAGCCAGCUCCCGAACAAACUUGUUAACUAAACGAGCCGAACUUGAGUCAUACCAUGUUUAGCUCGAAAGCUCUCGAACAAGCUCAUUUAAUGGGUUGGCAUAAAAAAAGGAUUAGAAUUCAUGGAUUUUAUGUACUGAAAUUGGGAUAAAUAUUGUGUUUUACUUUGAUAGACUAUGCUAUAGUUUUCAAUGUAAUUUUGUGCUCAGUUCUCGGUCAAUCUUGAUCUAUCAUGUACAUUUUAUGAGCUGAACUCGAUUUUGGGCUCAUUAAACUUAUUUGACGAGUCGAGCUCGAGCUUUCAUUUUCAUAAACGAGCUGAGCUCGAGCUUUGUUGAUGUCGGGGUUGUAGCCGACGUUGAAUUUUUUAUGCUGGGCACCGGAGUCGAUCGACGGCCACCUUUCGCCUCGAACUUCACUCGUGAUGUUAGCUUUGGUCGUCUCCUACAAAAAGGGUCCUCUAGCCGAUCUCGGCGGGGACACUCUCCGACGCUCAAGUUAGUGAGGGUGCCGAGUGGAGAGGAAUAUGAUAUCGAAAAGAAAGAUGAGGGAAUGGAGUUGAGAAUGAAUAUCUACGCUAAUCAUAGCGAGAGUUCACGAGUCUAGGCAUGGGGAAUUUUUUGCUUACCUCAAUCUGGAGACGAAGCGGCCUUUUAUAGAGGCUCCCAGGCAAACAUGAAGGGGGUACAUAUCUCCUUUGAGAGCUUGGUGGUUCGGUCGGUGGACACGUUGAGGGGGUACGUGGCCAAAGGUUGAGGUGACUUGGGGUGGGCGGAGAGCCCAAGGUAGCCGAGGUGACCUAGGGUAUUUGACCCUGGGGUGGCCGGAGCGACCCAAAGGUGACCCAAGGUAUUUGACCAGGGGGGGCCUGAGUGACCCCAAGGUGACCCAAGGUAUUUGAUCCCAGGGUGGCCGGAGUGAUCCCAAAGUCACUCAAGGUAUUUGACUCGGGUGACCAGAGUGACCCCGGGGUGGGCUAGGUGACCCAAGGUAUUUGACCCCAGGGCGGCCUGAGUGACCCCAAGGUGGGCUGGGUGCCCCAAGGUAUUUGACCCCGGGGUGGCUGGAGUGACCCAAGGUAUUUGACCCCGGGGUGGCCGGAGUGACCCAAAGUUGACCCAAGGUAUUUGACCCCGGGGUGGCCUGAGUGACCCCACGGUGACCCAAGGUAUUUGACCCGGGUGAUCGGAGUGAGCCCGGGGUGGCCUGAGUGACCCCACGGUGACCCAAGGUAUUUGACCCCAGGGUGGCCGGAGUGAUCCCAAAGUGACCCAAGGUAUUUGACCCCGGGGUGGCUUGAGUGACCCCACGGUGACCCAAGGUAUUUGGCUCGGGUGACAGGAGUGAGUUCGGGGUGGGCUAGGUGACCCAAGGUAUUUGACCCCGGGGUGGCCUAAGUGACCCCAUGGUGACCCAAGGUAUUUGACCCGGGUGACCGGAGUGAGCCCGGGGUGGGCAAGGUGACCCAAGGUAUUUGACCUCAGGGUGGCCUGAGAGACCCCAAGGUGGGCUGGGUGACCCAAGGUAUUUGACCCCGGUGUGGCUGGAGUGACCCAAGUUAUUUAACCCCGGGGUGGCCUUAGUGACCCAAAGGUGACCCAAGGUAUUUGACCCCGGGGUGGCCUGAGCGACCCAUGGUGACCCAAGGUAUUUGAUCCGGGUGACCGGAGUGAGCCCGGGGUGGGCUAGGUGACCCAAGGUAUUUGACCUCGGGGUGGCCGGAGUGAUCCCAAAGUGAGCCAAGGUCUUUAACCCGGGUGACCGGAGUGAGGCCGGAGUGACCCCAAGGUGACCCAAGGUAUUUGACCCUGGUGACCGGAGUGACCUCGGGGUGGGGUUGUUUCCGUCCAAUAAAAUAAAAUUUUCUUACGGUCCACUAGUUGCCCCCCUUGCCGGUGGGAAUUUCAAUUUCAUCGAAAUUUCCCAUCGACAAUUCUAUCCUUUUGGCAUUUGUUAGGCCAACGGUUUAAUGGGGGUCCAUAUUUUAUUGACACUUUUCCUUAUCUGAUGGAGUCCGAGCCAAUUCGUGGAUCGGUAUCACGCGCGAAGGCUCGGUAUCUCGAGCGGAGAUCAUUGUUGACACCGUUACCAGUAGGAGGAGGGUAAAGGUUUAUCAAAGCUAGUGGAGGAAGAUGAGAUGAUUAAUGUGUUCUUCACCAUAAUAAUGGUUAUGGUGUUUG
This is a messenger RNA of Linum trigynum, 10290 nucleotides long. The record is from the annotation of a GenBank genome assembly. NCBI's taxonomy places the organism in Eukaryota, Viridiplantae, Streptophyta, Magnoliopsida, Malpighiales, Linaceae.